Chenopodium quinoa (quinoa) is the source of this 889-nucleotide messenger RNA. Its product is annotated as tubulin-folding cofactor A-like. Bases 157 to 498 code for a protein of 113 amino acids. Gene Ontology annotation, biological process: post-chaperonin tubulin folding pathway; tubulin complex assembly. Gene Ontology annotation, molecular function: beta-tubulin binding. Gene Ontology annotation, cellular component: cytosol; microtubule cytoskeleton. NCBI's taxonomy places the organism in Eukaryota, Viridiplantae, Streptophyta, Magnoliopsida, Caryophyllales, Amaranthaceae. The record is from RefSeq and is a predicted model, not a curated record. The transcript has 4 exons.
AUGGCUUUUAAAGGCCUCCAUUCCUAUGUCCUAAGCCUCUGAGUUAUUUCAUUGAAGCGCACUCAAGUUCUCCAUUGAAGCGCACUCAACGUUCUCCAUCGAAGCGUUCUCCGUUGAAUCUAAUUCUUGUAUUCCCCAUUGAAGCAGCUUCUAAGGAUGUCGACCUUGAGAAACUUAAAGAUAAAGACUAGCACUUGUAAGCGCCUUGUUAAAGAGCUAAACUCAUAUGAGAUAGAGGUCAAAAGAGAAGCUGCUAAAACAGCUGAGAUGAAGGAGAGAAGUGCUGAUCCUUAUGACCUUAAGCAACAGGAGAAUGUGUUGGCUGAAUCUAGGAUGAUGAUUCCUGACUGUCGCAAGCGCCUGGAGUCUGCACUGGCUGACUUGAAAGGAACACUGGCGGAGCUGGAAGAGUCUGGCGAGAAAGAAGGACCAGAUAUUGAUGAUGCUCGAAGUACCAUUGCGGAUGUUGAGAAAGUGUUCGAAAGUGGAGAUGCAUAGUAAAAAAUUUGAAUCACAAAUUAAAAUUCUAUGUAAUGUAAGAAGUUGUGCAGUCAGGAAAGAAGUCUGUUGAGGUUUUGUGGUGAAAUUGUAGAACUUACUGAAGCCGCCAGUUCUCAGGUGUGGAUGGCGCAGUUUAUAUAUUUUCAUUUAUUUUUAGCCAACGACAUGAACUUCCUUGCUUUUCUGGCCUUUUGAAAUUGACUGAUCUUCUUAUUGACUUAGAAAAUCAAACUCAAUCAGUGGUUCUUAAUACUUUGUGCUACGUAUUGAGUGAAUAAUUGAAAGUAAUUACCUUAGCUUGAUGUUGCAUAUCAAGAAAUUGUGUAAAACUUUUGAUCUUAAUGUUCCAUUCUGAUUUUUACUGAAGAUAACAGAGCUAUAUUUCAUU